AUGGAUAGUAUAGAAGAACCUCAAAGAAAAGUCUUUAAGGCUCGAAAAACAAUGAGAGUGAGUGAUCGUCAGCAACUGGAAGCAGUGUACAAGGUCAAGGAAGAGCUGUUGAAAACUGAUGUCAAGCUGUUAAAUGGCAACCAUGAAAAUGGAGAUUUGGACCCAACCUCACCUUUGGAAAAUAUGGACUAUCUUAAUGACAAGGAAGAGGUGAAUGGCAUUGAGGAUCUUUGUUAUGACCCUGAGAAAAGUAAAGCAGAAUGGAAAGAAACACCCUGUACCUUAAAUGUUCAUGUAAAAAGCAAGCAGGAUGAUGACUUAAAGUGUGAACCUUUGUCUGCAAAUAAUGUAAGUCCAGAUCUAGCCCCUAAACUGGCUACUGAACCAUCUUCUGGUGAUUCAGCUUCUGAUCUGGCUACUGGAGGUCUGGAGUCUGGAGAUUCUGUCUCUGGAGACCUGGCCUCUGAAGCAUUAACCUCUGGUGAUCCUGCUUCUGGUGACCCUAUCUCUGGCGAUCUUGCCUCUGGUGGAAUAGGCUCCAGUGAACUGGUCUCCAGUGAGCCAGUUUCUAAUGAACUGGUCUCCAGUGAACCAGUUCCUGGUGAGUCGGUCUCCACUGAACCAGUCUCCAGUGAUUCAGCGUGUGAUGAUCCGGCCUCUGGUGAUCUUGCCUCUGAAUCACUGGCCCCUGAUGAUCCAGGCUCUGGUGAUCUGACUUCUAGUGAUCCAGCUUUUGGUGAUUCAGCCUCUGGUAAUCCAGCCUCUGGUGAACCAACUUCUGAUGAACCAACUUCUGAAACAGCCUUUGACCCCACCUUUGACCCAAGUUCGGUACCAGCCUGUGAACCAGUUCCUGAAACUGAUAGUACACAGCCCAGUAGCAAUAAAGGUGAUGAUCUUCUUCAACAAAAUAGAGACAAUGAAAAGUUAGAUCAAAUUUUCUCAUUUGAUGAGAAAAAUAAAGCUGAUAGUAAUAGUGAUGCUGAUGCAGAAGCUCUCGAAACAGAUGAUGCAAUUAUUUGUUCAGAUCUGUCUCCUGAAAAGAAGUUAGAAGAAGAUGCAAUCACAGAAUCUGCCGUUGGAGAGGAGGCUAUAUCUAGCAGUGUGGAGAUUGACCAAAGCGAAAAGAAGGAAGAAGAAAAUUCUGCAGACCUUAUAGAAACCAUUCGUGAAGAUGUUAUAAAGGAUGACAAAAAUGACAAUAUCCUAGAAAAUACAGAUUCUAUGGAGACUGAUGAAAUCAUUCCUAUUUUGGAAAAGCUUGCACCUGCUGAAGAUGAACUCACUUGCUUUUCUAAAGCUUCUCUCCUUCCAAUUGAUGACUCAAGUCCAGAUUUGGAAGAAAAGAUGGAAGGUUCUUUUGGUUCACCAUCUAAACAAGAAAGUAGUGAGAGCUUGCCAAAAGAAGCCUUUUUGGUCCUCUCUGAUGAAGAGGAUAUUUCGGGUGAAAAGGAUGAGUCUGAAGUUACAUCACAAAAUGAGACAUGCUCUCCAGAAGUAGAAAGCAAUGAAAAGGACAGCAAACCUGAGGAAGAAGAGCAAGUAAUACGUGAAGAUGAAAGACCUUCUGAGAAAAGUGAAUUCUUUAGAAGAAAACGUUCAAAGUCAGAGGACAUGGACAAUAUACAGUCCAAACGCCGUCGAUAUUUGGAAGAGGAAUAUGAGGCAGAAUUUCAAGUAAAGAUUACAGCCAAAGGAGAUAUAAACCAGAAGCUACAAAAGGUUGUACAGUGGUUGCUGGAAGAAAAAUUGUGUGCACUGCAGUGUGCUGUAUUUGAUAAGACAUUGGCAGAAUUGAAAACACGAGUGGAAAAGAUUGAGUGUAAUAAGAGGCAUAAAACAGUUCUUGCUGAACUACAGGCCAAGAUAGCCAGGUUAACGAAACGCUUUGGAGCAGCCAAAGAAGAUCUUAAGAAAAGACAAGAAAACCCACCAAACCCACCUGUAUCACCAGGAAAGUCUGUAGUUGAUGUCAUCAGCAAUAACAGUGUGCCCUACAGAAAUACAAACACGGUGAGACAGAUGUUGGAGUCCAAAAGAAACAUAAGUGAGAGCGCACCGCCAUCUUUUCAAACCCCUGUGAAUACAGUACCUUCAACCAGUCUCGUCACUCCUCCAACAGUUGUCAGUAGUCAACCUAAACUGCAGCCUCCAGUGACUUCAGGUUCUCUGACUGCCACGUCAGUUCUUCCUGCACCCAACACAGCUACAGUAGUUGCUUCUACUCAGGUGCCUAGUGGAAAUCCCCAGCCUACAAUCUCUUUACAGUCUUUACCAGUGAUUUUACAUGUACCUGUUGCUGUAUCCUCACAGCCUCAGCUCCUUCAGAGCCAUCCAGGGACUUUAGUGACCAAUCAACCAUCAGGCAACGUUGAAUUCAUUUCUGUACAAAGCCCACCUACAGUGAGUGGUCUUACCAAAAAUCCGGUGUCUUUGCCAUCAUUGCCAAACCCCACGAAACCAAACAGCGUUCCUUCUGUGCCCAGUCCUAGUAUUCAAAGGAAUUCUCCUGCCAGUGCUGCACCGUUAGGAACAACACUUGCUGUCCAGGCUGUUCCCACAGCACACUCUAUUGUCCAGGCCACAAGGACUUCUUUACCUACAGUAGGCCCAUCAGGACUCUACAGUCCAUCAAAUAAUCGAGGUCCUAUACAGAUGAAAAUCCCAAUUUCUGCUUUUAGUACUUCAUCUCCUGCAGAACAGAGCAGCACUACCACCACAAGAACUGAAAACCAGACAAACAAAACAGUAGAUGCUUCUGUUAAUAAGAAAGCAGCUGAUAGCACAUCACAGAGUGGAAAAGCCACAAGCAGCGAUUCAGGUGGUGUCAUUGAUCUCACAAUGGAUGAUGAAGAGAGUGGAGCUUUACAAGACCCUAAAAAGGUAAAUCAUACCCCUGUGUCAACCAUGAGUUCUUCUCAGCCUUUAUCUCGACCAUUGCAACCCAUCCAGCCAGCACCGCCUCUUCAGCCAUCUGGAGUGCCAACAAGUGGACCAUCUCAGACAACGAUACACUUACUACCUACAGCUCCAACCACCGUGAAUGUAACACAUCGUCCAGUAACUCAGGUGACCACAAGACUCCCUGUACCUAGAGCUCCUGCAAACCACCAGGUGGUUUAUACAACCCUCCCUGCACCAACAGCUCAGGCUCCCCUGCGAGGAACUGUUAUGCAGGCUCCUGCUGUUCGGCAGGUCAAUCCCCAAAACAGUGUUACAGUUCGAGUGCCUCAAGCAACUACAUAUGUUGUAAACAAUGGAUUAACCCUGGGAUCAACGGGACCUCAGCUCACAGUGCAUCACCGACCACCACAAGUGCAUACUGAGCCCCCGCGCCCUGUGCACCCAGCGCCCUUACCGGAAGCCCCGCAGCCACAGCGCCUGCCCCCUGAAGCUGCCAGCACGUCUCUGCCUCAGAAGCCUCACUUGAAGUUAGCACGAGUUCAGAGUCAAAAUGGCAUUGUACUGUCCUGGAGUGUUCUGGAGGUGGACAGGAGCUGCGCCACCGUUGACAGCUACCACCUGUACGCAUACCACGAGGAGCCCAGUGCCACUGUCCCCUCACAGUGGAAGAAGAUUGGCGAAGUCAAGGCGCUCCCCCUGCCCAUGGCGUGCACUCUCACCCAGUUCGUGUCUGGCAGCAAGUACUACUUUGCAGUGCGAGCCAAGGACAUUUACGGGCGUUUUGGGCCUUUCUGUGACCCUCAGUCAACGGAUGUGAUCUCUUCUUCGCAGAGCAGUUAA
Molecule: messenger RNA, 3744 nt
Organism: Rangifer tarandus platyrhynchus (Svalbard reindeer)
Lineage: Eukaryota; Metazoa; Chordata; Mammalia; Artiodactyla; Cervidae
Source: the annotation of a GenBank genome assembly